Messenger RNA from Naegleria gruberi, 2475 nucleotides. RefSeq lists its product as uncharacterized. The coding region runs from base 1 to 2475 and encodes 824 amino acids. The transcript has a single exon. Lineage: Eukaryota; Heterolobosea; Eutetramitea; Acrasida; Naegleriidae. The record is from RefSeq and is a predicted model, not a curated record. Gene Ontology annotation, molecular function: protein binding.
AUGUUAACUUCUAGUUCGAAUAAUAACAAUACUACCUCUAGUACGAAUGGUAGUACUAAUAAUAAUUCAUCAUCAUCAAUAACGUCAUCAGCAAGUACAUCUAUUUCUAAUACAACAACGACAUCUUCAAUAAUAACUUCAAAUAAUAAUAACAACAAUGGAAGUACAACAACUGGUGGUAAUAACGUUGGAUCAUCAUCAUUAGGAACUUUGAAUAGUAGUUCUAAUAAUGCAAAUAACAAUAAUAAUAAUGGAGGAUCAUUGUUGACAACACCUACAAUUGCAACUCCUGGUAUGAAUAACAAUUUAAUGUUGAAUUCUGGAGGAGUUUCAUUGUUAAGUAUGGCUCAAUCUCCACCUUCGAAUAAUUCUAUUCUAAACUCUGGACUUCAUUCGUCAAGUUUGUAUGGCAUUCAGAAAAAUGCAACUGAAAACGUUCCUACUAAUAGUACAGUAACAACAAGAGAUGAAAAUUCAGUGUAUGGAAACUAUUCGAAAAUUGUUGAAAAAUCAGAAACCUUUAGAACAGUGACAUAUGCAAACGUUUCACGUUUGGCAACAGAUUUUGGAUUUUUAAUUGAUAACGAGGAGUUGAGUGACGUACAACUAAGAAUUGGAAGUGGGAAGAAUCAAAGAACAUUCCAUUGUCAUAAGGUUAUAUUAUGUCAGAGAUCUGAAUAUUUCAGAAAUAUGUUCCUUGUGAGUAGGGGAAUGUUUUUAGAAUCUGGAACACCUCUUUCAACAGGUACAAGUUUACCAUUCUCUGGUAAUUCAGAGGUGUUGACUAAUUCGUUCGGCACUAGAAUUUCAAUUGUAGAAAAACCAAAUAUUACACCUAUUGUUUUUGAAAAGGUAUUACAAUAUAUUUAUACUGGAAGAGUUACGUUUACCACACAACUCAAACAUAAGAAAAUCAAGGAUAAAACAGUGCAUGUCACUCACAUGAUUAGCACAGAUGAUAUUGAUAAUGUCAUUUCAAUGUGUAUGCAUGUAUUGGCAGCUGCUGAUGAAUUGAUUUUGUUGGAACUCAAGAAUUUCUGUGUUGACUAUGUAAAGCAAUACAUUGAUUCGGAGUCGGCCAUUGUUCUAUUGGACUUGGCAUCAAAGUAUGGUUCUGAGGAUUUAAUUGAAAAUUGCUUUGACUUUAUCAAGCAUAAUGCUAGAGAAGUGAUUGCAAGUGAAUCGUUACCUUUUGUAUCCAAGCUCACUAUGAAGACUUUCCUUGAGAGUGAAUAUCUCGCUGUGGAUGAAAUUGAACUGUUUCGUGCCUUGUUGAGAUGGGGUUUGUCACAAAUUGAACACUGUCAAGAUGAAGAUGCUGUAGAGACCUACAUUGCCAAUGCAGAUGAUGAGGAACUUUCUGAUGAAGAAGAGGAAAUUGCUCUCGGCAGCAAUGGUCUAUCACCAGAGGAUAUUUCACACAUUAAGGAGAUACUAUCACAACCUCCAGAAGAGGAAGAGUUAAUCUUCCGUAAAAAGCAUAUAGCCAUGUUCAGAAAGAAACAAUUACUGAAUGAUUACGAGAGCCCAAAUGAUGGAGAUGACACUGAGACAAUUCCAUUUGCUGUUGUCAAAAAUCCACUGAGGGAUGACAUUAGUUUGCACACAAGACUCUCAUUAGAUCCUGUACCUCAAAAUAGACAUCAUACCGAUUUGAUUCAACUUGCAAAUAGAUUGAGGGAUGAGGAUAAACAACUAUUAAGAGAUGCUUGCAUGGAUUUAAUUUCUUGCAUUCGUUUCCCUCUCAUGACAGCUCAUCAAUUGACAGAUGUUGUGGAAAUAUUUAAUAUUGUGGAGGAUUCACUAUUGUUGGAAGCUUACAGGCAUGUAUGUGCACCAGAUAGAACACCACUUGUGAAUUGCAAAAGAGCCCAGAAGAGAAAGGGAGCCACUGAAGGAGAGAAUACUCACUUUGGAAUUUCCACCAUUUUGAAGAGUAAAAACAGGCAGGAACUUAUCAAAAUGGCUGGAGAAACCUCUAUUACAAAAGGAAAAAUUUGGACCUUGGCUUUCAAAGCUACAAAGGAUGGAUUUGACAGUAAUGUAUUCCACAAAAUGUGUGACCAGAAGGGACCCUCCAUUCUUGUUUGCAGAACUACUGAGGGUUACAUAUUCGGUGGAUACAAUUCAGUGGAGUGGAAUUCAAGUAAUCAAUGGCUUAAGGCAAAUGAUACUUUCCUCUUUAGUUUGAUCAAUCCAUACAAUGAUGGUCCAAGAAAACUCAAAGUUAAGAAUACACAGAGAGCUGUCUAUUGUCAUGCAAGUUCAGGUCCAUCAUUUGGUGGAGGUACAAAUCUCGUAUUCGAUCCCUAUGAUUUAUAUCUCGAUUCCACCCUUAAACGAGGCCAUACCAAUGUUGGAGGUGCUUAUUCAACAUUCAGAGGAGGAUUCAGAAGUGAUGAAGCUCAAAAGAGUUUAGCAGGAAGCUUGAAUGCAUGGAUUUUAAACGAAGUUGAAGUUUAUCUUCUCCAAUAA